Molecule: messenger RNA, 1149 nt
Organism: Trichomonas vaginalis G3
Lineage: Eukaryota; Parabasalia; Trichomonadida; Trichomonadidae
Product: phosphoprotein phosphatase protein
Exons: 1
Coding region: 1-1149 (382 amino acids)
Cellular component (GO): nucleus; cytoplasm
Molecular function (GO): protein serine/threonine phosphatase activity
Source: RefSeq, a predicted model, not a curated record
AUGUUUAAAGAUCUUCCAGUUGAUGAAAUCCCAGAUAUAAUCAGAUUUUAUCAAAAUGAAUACGAAGACAAGAUGGAUGCCUAUUGCAGGAAGGAAUUAAAACUCAAGAUAUUCGUUCCAAGAAUCGAUACUCUCAGAUCAAUAUUAAAACAAGCAGCGAACUUAUUCAAGUUAGAGAAAACAGUUCUUGAGAUUCAGUCACCAUGCAUUGUUUUAGGUGAUAUUCAUGGACAGCUCAUCGAUUUACUGAGAAUUUUUCAUUUUAACGGUUUUCCUCCACUCAGGAAAUAUAUUUUCCUUGGUGACCUUGUUGAUAGAGGCGACUUUUCAAUGGAAGUACUAGUUCUCAUUUUUUCUUUAAAAAUUAUGUAUCCAAAUCAAGUAUAUGUAUUAAGAGGCAAUCAUGAGUGGCAAGAUACUCAGUUCAAAGAAUGUUUCAUAAAUUCAGCAAUAGAGGAAUGGAGAACGCCUGAUAUUGCUAAGUGGGUCAAUAACGCAUUUAACCAAAUGCCAUAUGCAGCGAUCAUUGACAAAUACGCUUUAUGCAUACAUGGUGGUGUAGGUCCAUCCAUUCAGAAAUUAGAUGAUAUUCAGAAUAUAAAACGACCAGGUCCGAUAAUGGAUGAUGAAGUCGCAACAGAACUCACCUGGUCAGAUCCAUUUGAUAAUAUUCCACUUUAUAUGUCCUCUCCUAGAGGCGUUGGAUACUUAUUUGGUCAAAAUGCGUUGAACUCUUUCCUGAGAAAUUCAGGUUUAGAAUUAAUUGUUCGCGGACAUGAAUGCGUUAACGAGGGUGUUAGAUAUUCUCUCAACAAGCUUUGCAUAACUGUGUUUUCCGCUUCAAAUUACUGCGGCCAAAACACUAAUAAGAGUGGAAUUUUAGUUUUCAAUCCAGGAACUAAACCAGAAGGUUUGGCCUUUGAUCCAUUGCCAUGGGUUACAAAGGCUGAAGCAGUAAAUCAGACUUCUUCACCUAUUGAGAAGAGAGGUUAUUAUAUUAAACCUUCUUCUUCAGAAAAACUCCUGAGCAAUUUCAGAAAUCAAAUGGUUCCACAAGUUUCGAAGCCUAAACUUAAUAAAUCAGGUACGAUAACAGGCUUACCUCCAAUCACUGGUUUAAACUCUCCUCCAAAACUUCCGUCAUUGUGA